This is a messenger RNA of Lodderomyces jiufengensis, 384 nucleotides long. RefSeq names its product ubiquinol--cytochrome-c reductase subunit 7 (gene QCR7). The record is from RefSeq and is a predicted model, not a curated record. Gene Ontology annotation, biological process: mitochondrial electron transport, ubiquinol to cytochrome c. The transcript is spliced from 2 exons. The coding region runs from base 1 to 384 and encodes 127 amino acids. NCBI's taxonomy places the organism in Eukaryota, Fungi, Ascomycota, Pichiomycetes, Serinales, Debaryomycetaceae.
AUGCUGUCUAUGACAUCUGUCGUUAAGGCAGCCAACUUCAUUCUUGCAAGACCAGCAUUAGCAACCCUUGUCAAACCAAUUGCGAAAGCGUUCACUGCAUAUGCAGGUUAUAGAGAGAUGGGUUUAAAAUUCAACGACUUACUUUUAGAAGAAACACCAAUUAUGCAAAAAGCAAUAAAAAGAUUACCACCAUCAGUAAGUUAUGCAAGAAAUUUUAGAAUUUUAAGUGCUAAUCAAUUAUCACUUCAACAUCAAAUUUUAAGUUCUGAAAAAGCUCUUAAACCAGAAGAAGAUGAUCAUUAUUUAAUACCUUAUAUUUUAGAAGCUGAAAAAGAAGCUUUUGAAAAAGCUGAAUUAGAUAAUAUUGAAGUUAAAAAAAAUUAA